Messenger RNA from Rhododendron vialii, 2229 nucleotides. RefSeq lists its product as uncharacterized. The record is from RefSeq and is a predicted model, not a curated record. Gene Ontology annotation, biological process: mRNA splicing, via spliceosome. Gene Ontology annotation, cellular component: precatalytic spliceosome; U12-type spliceosomal complex; nucleus. The transcript has 18 exons. Bases 250 to 2004 code for a protein of 584 amino acids. NCBI's taxonomy places the organism in Eukaryota, Viridiplantae, Streptophyta, Magnoliopsida, Ericales, Ericaceae.
UUCGGAUAGGUAAAGUAGCUCAAAAUCCAUCAAUGGCGAGACUGGUGCUGUUGCUCUUUUGAUGAGUUCAAAAAAACCCCGAGCCCAACCCGUGCUCUACUGCUCUCUCUAUGUAUCUUCCUGUCAUUCCAAUCCACGGUAACUGCCGACUCUUCUCUUCGCCGAAAAUCGCUCGAAGCAGAUGCCAAACCCUCGUUCGAAUUUGCAAAAGCAAUCAAUUCAUCCCACACGAAUAGCAAGAACCAGAAUAUGACAGUGGAAGUUGCGAACGGUCUCGUAGAGGCUGUGCCUUUCCCCAAAGGCGGCGAUUCAAUCCCUACCGCGGCCUCCGCCGCGAAGAAGUCGCGCGAGAGCGAGCGGCGGAGGCGGCGGCGGAAGCAGAAGAAGAUCAACAAAGCAUCGUCUCGGCAGCCUACCAAGGAAGCGGAGGCUGACGGAGACGACGACAGCGACACCACCGCCGGUGAAGACAAUGGCAAGGAGAACGCCGAUCCUCAGAAGGCCAUGGAGCAAGUUGAAAUUGAGUAUGUACCAGAAAAGGCUGAAUUAUAUGGAAAUUUUGAUGAGGAGUUCAGAAAGGUCUCUGAGAAAUUCAGUUUUAAGGAAAUUGCAGGGUCCAAGGAGAAUGAUAAAAAGGACGAGGAUGCCAAUGCUGCCUUAAAGAAGAAGGAUGACUCAGAUUUUGAAGAGGAAGAACAGGAUAAUCAACAAAAAGAGAAAGGCAUCUCGAAUAAAAAGAAAAAGCUUAAUCGUCGGAUGAAAAUUGCUGAACUGAAGCAGAAAUCUACAAGGCCUGAUGUAGUUGAGGUAUGGGAUGCAACUGCAGCUGGCCCUAAAUUAUUGGUGUAUCUAAAAUCAUAUAGAAAUACGGUUCCAGUGCCAAGACAUUGGUGUCAGAAAAGGAAAUUUUUGCAGGGAAAGCGUGGUAUUGAGAAACAGCCUUUUCAACUUCCUGAUUUCAUUGCUGCUACAGGGAUUGAGAAAAUCCGACAGGCUUACAUUGAGAAAGAGGACAGUAAAAAGCUUAAACAGAAGCAACGCGAGAGGAUGCAGCCAAGGAUGGGGAAAAUGGAUAUUGAUUAUCAGGUUCUCCAUGACGCUUUUUUCAAAUAUCAAACUAAGCCAAAGCUGACAGCCCAUGGAGAUCUAUAUCAUGAAGGGAAAGAGUUUGAGGUAAAGCUAAGGGAGAUGAAGCCUGGGAUGCUAUCACAGGAACUAAAAGAAGCUCUUGGUAUGCCAGAAGGAGCUCCUCCCCCAUGGCUUAUCAAUAUGCAGAGAUAUGGUCCACCUCCAUCUUAUCCACACUUGAAAAUUCCUGGGCUGAAUGCUCCAAUUCCUCCUGGAGCUAGUUUUGGUUAUCACCCUGGAGGCUGGGGCAAACCUCCUGUUGAUGAAUAUGGUCGCCCACUGUACGGAGAUGUAUUUGGGGUUCAGCAGCAAGAACAGCCCAACUAUGAGGAAGAACAAGUUGAUAAGACCAAGCAUUGGGGUGAUUUGGAAGAAGAGGAAGAAGAGGAGGAAGAAGAACAGAUUGCGGAUGAGGAAUUGGAGGAUGGGAUUCAAUCUGUUGACAGUCUUUCAAGCACUCCUACUGGUGUUGAGACUCCAGAUGUUAUUGACCUUCGCAAGCAGCAGAGGAAGGAGCCUGAGAAGCCUCUUUACCAAGUACUUGAGGAAAAGGAAGAAAGGAUUGGUCAGGGAACCUUACUUGAAACAUCUCAUACUUAUGUCAUUGGCACUGGCACUCAAGACAAGACAGCGGCCAAAAGGGUUGAUCUGCUUAAAGGUCAGAGAUCAGAUAGAGUUGAUGUUACAUUGCAGCCAGAGGAGUUGGAACUCAUGGACAAUGUUUUGCCUGCGAAGUACGAGGAAGCGAGGGAGGAGGAGAAGCUGCGUUGUCAGAGAGAGGACUUCAGUGACAUGGUUGCUGAGAAUGCGAGGAUGAAGAAACGGAAAAUGCAGGAAAAGGAGGGGAAACCAAGGAAAAGGGAGUUCAAGUUUUAGGAAGUCUUGGUUAUGUAGUCGUAAUGCUGUUAAUAAUCCCAGAUUCAUUACGCCUUAUCGGCUACAUCUAUACAUUCAUCAUAUAGAAUUAUCUUGUUUGUGUUUAUGCAUUGCAAAAAGAAUGUAGUGGCAGUAGACCUACCACUCCCUGACUAUAAACCCAGCUGCGCUAACCUAGUCGUUAGUUUAUGAUUUUCCGAAUGGUAAAUUAUGUUUUGAUGCUUU